AUGCAAAGUUUUCCGCUGACGGCACUUGUCUGGGGAGAUACGUUGGCUUCCGUGGCACACUGCAACCUGCAGCUGAUGUUCACCAACCGACCAGCAACAACAACAAAGGGGUCUCAUUUACGUUGGACCUUGGACAUGCCUGCAACUGGAAGACAAAAAAUGAGUGGUUUGGUGAAAGACCUUUUGGGUUGGUUCACUCUGUGUCUGCUACUGCAAGACAACCCACAGGUAACAUCAGCAACAUUGAACAAAACCCGUAAUAGAAUUGGUGUUGAGAAUCACAAUAAGACUCAAAAGGAAAAAACUACUUUAGCACAACAAUCACAUGCAAUAGAAGAUCCCACUAACUGGAACUAUUCCAUAUUAGCACUUGCAUUUGUGACACUGUUUCUGGCAUUCCUCAUCCUGGCAUUAAGCUCCAGGGCUAACAAGCGACGAAAGAUUAAGGCACUCAAUGAAGCAAAGGAGAAGAAUGAAACAGAGACGGACUUGACCCAGAAGGCAAUGAUACAAUAUGUUGUUGAAGUUGACAAUAUUACCGAGACAGACCUGAUGUUACAGAGCAAGCAGGACUAUAAUUCCUUGUACCCAGUGCCACAGACUUCAUCUCCAAAGGUCUCACCAAAACCUGGACAGAUCUUGGUUGAAUGGAAGGAUGGAAAUAUAAGUUCCCUCUUCACAGACGGAAAGGAAGAUAAUGUGUAGCACCCCUCAGUUACUGGACUGUGUUUGGCUUAAAUAAUUUAAUUACAAGAAUUAUUGACUUUUAUCUUAAAGUAUUUCCAAUAAAUAAAAGGAAAAUUGGGUAGCAAUUUGGCUACAAAAGGGGGAAAGGUGAGUGAAGAUUUGGGGUAGGAAUAUGCCACUUGGGUUAUUGCUGGGAAUACUAUCAUUCAAAAUUUACUCAGGGCUUAGAAAUAAAAUUUAAAAAUUUGAAAAAAAACACCAAAAUGAGGGCAAUGUUUAAUUCCAAGGAGGACUGUGACUAGUGCAUUGAUAAAUCUAAAAUAAAGCAGAAAAUAUUGGAAAUCCUCAGCAGAUCAGGCACUGAUGAACGAUCAUUGACCUGAAGCACUGACCCUGUUUUCCUCUACACAGAUGCUGCCUGACCUACUGAGUAAUUUCUAUUUCAUUUCCAAUUUGCCUUGUAGCAUUUUGUUUUUGCAUUAAUGACUGAAUUGGAAACUAAUUUUAAUUUGCCAAGUGUGAGGUAUUAUCUUCAAUAGAAAGAUACACUGUUUGGAAAAUGAGAGUCUAAACUGGCUAAACAAAGGAAAGGAAUACAUACAGUAUACCCAAACUAAACCCACACGUUAACAAGAUCACAAGAAGGCAAGGGCAGAACUGGAGUUUAACCCUUUAGCAAUAGAAUGCAAAAGCAGAGAAGGAUAUGUUAAGUUUCUUCUUAAGCAGUCCCUCAGGUUUGAGGAUGACUUACUUCCAAUCCAGUUUUGUGGAUUCUGGCCUCUUUAACUACCUCAGUGUGGGAACCAUAGACUCUUCCACAGAUGGGGCAGGUGGUGGCCUACUGGGCAGGUGGGCUGCUUACACAAAAGCCUCUGUGUAUUCCUGAUAGCAUCCCAAAUGCUCCAUUUCCACUUUCAGGGGUCAUAGGAUAGAGAUUUCCUGUGGCGAUAUUGAAUUUGCUUUGAGCAUAUCCCUGAACCAUUUCCUCUAUCCCCCGUCAAGCACUUCCCAUGACUGACCUGGGACUAGAAUGUCUGUUUCAGUGGUCUGGUGUUGGUCAUGUGAUUAACAUGGCCUGCCCAACAUAGCCAACUGUGUAUUACAUCUUGGUUAAACUACACAUCAAAGUUAUGAAGGAGUACAAUAGCAUAGAUGAACAAAUCCAACAAAAGCAUUCAGGGGAAAAUUCUUGAAGAGUGGUAAGUGUGUGGAACUUGCUACUACAAGUAAAAUUUGAGAAAAACAGCUGCAGAGUUGGUUUGUAGGUUCCUUGUAUCUGGUGGUUCUGUAUCUGGCCUAUGUUAACAAGUAUGUCUUACUAUCUCUGUAUGUGACUAGUGCUUGUACUUUUGUCCAAUCUAUCUGGCAAAAUAACAAUGUGACUGUGACACACAAUGCUAUUAUGCAAAUCGGCAUUCAUAUUGAAUGAUUGGGGGUGGGGGGGGAAUGGUUAAGAGGCACAUGUUAGUUGGAGUCUUUGGAAUUUGCUGGCUGAUUACCAGUGAUAUGGUAUUCACUUUGCACAAGUGUCAUCUCACUCUCCCUUAGCUUCUGCAAUGCUUUGGAGAACACAGUAAGUAUGCAUAUCAAUUGUUCAUAGAACUUGCUGCAGAAUGCUAAUCUGGUGAUUAAGGAUCCAAAUACCUUUUAGCAAAAUGAUAACUGCCAUUACAAUUAUCUGGCCCCAGAUGGCAGCAAUUUAAAUUGCCCAAUCUCAUUUUCAACAUCCAGUCAACUCAGAGAGUUUAAAAGUGACAUAUGAUUAAAUCUUUUCUCUUACUUUCCCUUUCAGUCAUUCUUUUCAAUUAGAGUCAUAGUGUCAUUCAGCACGGAAACAGGCCCUUCAGCCCAACUGGUCCAUGCCAACCAAGAUUCCCAUCUAAGCUAGUCCCAUCUGGCCUAUAUCCCUCUAAACCUUUCCUAUCCAUGUACCUAUCCAAAUGCCUUUUAAAUAUUGUUAUUGUACCUGCCUCAACCCCUUCCUCUGGCAGCUCAUUCCACAAAUAAACCACCCUCUGGGUGAAAAAGUUGCUCCUCAGGUUCCUAUUAAAUCUCUCCCCUCUCACCUUAAACCUGUGUCAUCUAGUUCUUGAUUCCACAGCCCUGGGAAAAAGACUGUGUGCAUUCACCCUAACUAUGCCACCAGCGACUUUAUACACAGUUGGCCACCGUUCUUGCCUCCAAGCCAGAAGGUUCAAGAGCUCCCCCCCCCCCCCAAGAUACUUGAGCACAAAUCUCACAACAUGUUCCAGAUUAAUAAGAGAGUGCUUCAUUGUCAACAGUGCCAUCUUUAAACUAAGACCCUCUCUGCUCUCUCAGGUGGACACGAAAGGUCCCAUGGUCCUAUUUAAGGAGCAGAGGAUUUACCUCCAGCCACAUAACUAAAACAGAAUAUCUGGUAAAGAUGACAUUGCUGUUUGUGGGAGCUUGCUAUGCAUUAAUUGGCUGUUGUGCUUCCUUAUUACAAAAGUAAGUGCACUUCCUACCCUGUGCCAUCAGCAAGAAGGUUGCUAUAAAAAUGCAAGCCUUUCUCUUUCUUUCAUUUCAUUAUUCCAAGAUUUGCUUUCCUUUCCCUAUUUCUCAUCCAUUAGCUGCUUUGGUUCAAAUUUAUGCAUGUCCAGAGUUUCUUUCUUGAAUCUCAUUGAUUAAGGAGAUAUCCUGAUCAUGCCAUCCAUUAAGAUGCCUCACUACUUCACUGAGUCGUUAAUGGCUCUCACUCCCAACAAGUCCAGGUGCAAAUAUUGACUAUAAGCUGAAGGGUCCAGAAAAUUUCUUGCCUACCAAUGCCAUGGGAUGGCCAACCCAUUGUACUUAUUGGUCCAUUGUUGUCUAAUACAUGCAGAAUUAUUUGAUUGUAUUAAUGUUGGAACAUUAUUCAACAACAUGCAUAGCUAUGAAAAAGGAAAACCUGAAAGAUGUUUUAACCCAAAAUAUUCCUUUUCUCUCCAGAUUCAAAAGUAAAGGAAUGGGUUCUGGAUAGUUGAAAAAUGGUUUAGUAUGUUUUUGUCAGAUUAUCAAAAUAAAGGGCUUUUAUAACUUGUAGUGAUAAAAUACUUUUGAUUCUUUUUGGAAGUUAAAUCAAUAACAUCACUUAAACCAUCUGUUACUUUUAGAUUUUUUUCUGCCUGUAUUCUGUUUUAUUCAAGUGAAGAGCUUAGUGGGAAUAUCCCAAGAAAGCAUCAUUCACAUUUGUGGCAGUUGAUUCUUCGACUAAUCUGGGGGCCAGCCGAGAACCUCCAGUGCCAAACUAUUUCAGUAUUAGUUGUGCUGCCAAGCACCCACUUAAAUUAGUAAGUUGUAACUUGCUCUUUAGCCUGGUCUCACAUAAAUUGUCAUAGAAAUGAAGUCUCCUUCUGAAAUCUGUAUAAAGUGGCAAAGUCCUUAAAGGGUGGAGUGUAACUGACUAAUUACUCGUAUUAUACUGUAUCAAAACAAUUCAAAAAGAUGAGCCACACAAUCUUGCCAUUUUGUACUUUGUAUUUACAAAUUUCUAGCAUAACUUUGAUACUUUUCUUUGUACUGGAAACAGUUUUAAUUUAAGUAAAAUUAUAUCAACAAUUUUUGU
Pristis pectinata (smalltooth sawfish) is the source of this 4252-nucleotide messenger RNA. RefSeq names its product organic solute transporter subunit beta-like. Gene Ontology annotation, cellular component: plasma membrane. Gene Ontology annotation, molecular function: transmembrane transporter activity; protein heterodimerization activity. Bases 1 to 705 code for a protein of 234 amino acids. The record is from RefSeq and is a predicted model, not a curated record. Lineage: Eukaryota; Metazoa; Chordata; Chondrichthyes; Rhinopristiformes; Pristidae. The transcript is spliced from 5 exons. Gene Ontology annotation, biological process: bile acid and bile salt transport.